CUCUGGCAGAAAGAAUCAGUUGUUGCUCAAAAGCCACAUCAUAUUAUUCGAGGGUGGUACCCGUCCAAGCAAACAGAAAUUAACAGAAUACAAAAUCGAAAUCACUGGAGAAAGCUCGACAAUUAGUGCUGUAUAUUUUCGGUUCCGAUAAGCGCAGCCUAGUGAAUCCCCGGCGACACGGCAUACCCAAAAGCUAUAGAGAACGCCAUUUGUGGAGGUGACUCAUCGGUCCACAGCAAUUACAUAAAUUUAUGAAACCGAGCACACCUCAUCCACGGUCGAUUUGGCUACUUACAGCUAGCUGGUUGCUCCCCCUGCUCUGCCUGGUCAUCUUCCCCUGUCCGCCGGUCCGCUCAUCUGACGUCACCAUGGCCGAUGCCGCCCACCACCAGGAGUUCGCCCGCCGGCUGGCCCUCUUCUCCAUCAACGUCUACGACAAGCUCACGGCGCAGAAGCCCGGCGAAAACAUCGUCUUCUCGCCCUUCUCCAUCCAGACCUGUGCGGCGAUGGCCCGUCUGGGCGCCCAGGGCCAGACGGCCGCCGAGUUGGACCUGGGUCUGGGUCUGGCCUCCAGCGACCCGGCGAAAAUCGCCCAGAGCUUCCACCAAGUGCUGGCCGCCUACCAGGACAGCCAGAUCCUGCGCAUCGCCAACAAGAUCUUCGUGAUGGAGGGCUACCCGCUGCGCCAGGAGUUUGACCAGCUGCUCACCAAGCAGUUCCUGUCGGCGGCGCAAAACGUCAACUUUGCAAAGAGCGCCGAGGCGGCGGCCACCAUUAACGGGUGGGUGGAGCAACGCACCAACCACCUGAUCAAGGACCUGGUGCCGGCCAGUGCACUGGACGCCAACUCGCGCUUGGUUCUGGUGAACGCGAUCCACUUCAAGGGCACCUGGCUGCACCAGUUCCCAAAGCACGGCACGCGGCAGGAAGCCUUUCACUUAGAUGGCGAGCGGAGCGUCCAGGUUCCGAUGAUGUCUUUGAAGGAGCGGUUCCGCUAUGCCGAUCUGCCGGCUCUGGAUGCGACCGCCCUGGAGCUGCCGUACAAGGACUCGGACCUCUCCAUGCUGAUCGUCCUGCCAAACAGCAAGACUGGAUUGUCGGUCCUAGAGGAGAAACUGCGCGUCACGCCCCUUUCGUCUAUUACACAGGCACUCCACCGCACCCAAGUGGUUGUGAAGUUGCCCAAGUUCAAGGCCGAAUUCGAGGUGGAGUUGACGGAGGUUUUCCAGAAGUUGGGCAUGUCAAAGAUGUUCACCGACCAAGCUGAAUUCGGCAACAUGCUUCAGAGUCCGGAGCCGUUGAAGGUGUCGGCCAUCAUCCACAAGGCUUUUAUCGACGUGAACGAGGAGGGAACAGAGGCCGCAGCAGCCACCGGAAUGGUCAUGUGCUACGCCACGAUGGUCUCGUUCGAACCACCGCCGAUCCGAUUCCAUGUUGAGCAUCCAUUUAACUAUUACAUUAUCAAUAGGCACUCAGCCACUCUAUUUGCGGGAAAAGUUCUUAAUCUCUGAAGCCAGAAAAGCUGAAAUUCAAUCACUUCACCAAUCAUUCAUCUCCGGUUUCAAGGACAUUUAACUUAACUCAAAUGCCGUGUAAUUUUGCAGCUAUGGUGAUGAUAAGGUGUUCGAUGCCCAUGCCCGAGCCGGAUCCAAAACGUUUCUUUGUCGAUCACCCCUUUAACUUCUACAUUCUUAACAAGGACUCAACCGUUCUGUUUGCUGG
Molecule: messenger RNA, 1722 nt
Organism: Drosophila ficusphila
Lineage: Eukaryota; Metazoa; Arthropoda; Insecta; Diptera; Drosophilidae
Product: serine protease inhibitor 42Dd
Exons: 3
Coding region: 252-1511 (419 amino acids)
Molecular function (GO): serine-type endopeptidase inhibitor activity
Source: RefSeq, a predicted model, not a curated record